UGACCAGCUUAGGCUCCUCCCGGUCUUCAAGAUGGCGGCGCCCAGGGCGUCCGGCUGCACGUGAGAAAGAGUCUGGGGACCUGGGAAUCAGAAAGUGCAAGAGUGUGAGCCAGUUUCUUCUCCCUACCGUCGGUUACAUCCCUUCGACCCUUCCCUAGGUCCUCGCGGCCGCUGCCUGUCUGCAGCCAUGAAGACAAAGCCCGUUUCCCACAAGACUGAGAACACGUACCGGUUUCUUACGUUUGCUGAACGACUGGGGAAUGUGAAUAUUGAUAUUAUUCACCGGAUUGAUAGAACUGCAAGCUAUGAAGAGGAAGUUGAAACCUACUUUUUUGAGAGUCUGCUGAAAUGGAGAGAAUUAAACCUUACGGAACACUUUGGGAAAUUUUACAAAGAAGUUAUUGACAAAUGCCAGUCAUUCAAUCAGCUGGUUUAUCAUCAGAACGAGAUAGUUCAGAGUUUGAAGACUCACCUGCAAAUCAAGAACAGUUAUGCCUAUCAGCCGCUUUUGGAUUUGGUUGUACAGUUGGCACGAGAUCUGCAGACAGACUUCUAUCCACAUUUUCAGGAUUUUUUCCUGACUAUCACCUCGAUCCUGGAGACUCAGGACACCGAGUUAUUAGAAUGGGCUUUCACCUCGCUAUCAUAUCUUUACAAGUACCUGUGGAGACUGAUGGUGAAGGACAUGUCCAGUAUAUACAGCAUGUAUAGUACACUCCUGGCUCAUAAAAAACUACACAUAAGAAAUUUUGCUGCUGAAAGCUUUACUUUUUUGAUGAGAAAGGUUUCUGAUAAAAAUGCACUUUUCAAUUUAAUGUUUCUUGAUCUUGAUAAACAUCCAGAAAAAGUAGAAGGAGUCGGACAGUUGCUCUUUGAAAUGUGCAAAGGUGUUAGAAAUAUGUUUCACUCCUGUACAGAGAAGGCAGUGAAGCUAAUUUUCCAAAAGCUAGGACCAGUUACUGAAACAGAAACGCAACUACCAUGGAUUUUAGUUGGAGAAACACUCAAAAGCAUGGUCAAGUCCACCGCGUCUUACAUCUACAAGGAACAUUUUGGUACAUUUUUUGAAUGUUUGCAAGAAUCACUUCUGGAUCUACAUACGAAAGUAACCAAAAGCAACUGUGGUGAAUGUUCUGAACAGAUAAAAAGGUUGCUAGAAACAUAUCUGAUACUCGUGAAACAUGGAAAUGGAUCAAAGAUAACCAAACCUGUUGAUAUUUGUAAGGUGUUGUCUCAAACAUUACAGAUAGCCCAUCUCUCCACGUCUUGUCAGGAGACCCUCUUGGAUGUAAUUUCUGCUUUGAUCCUAGGUGAAAAUGUUUGCUUGCCAGAGGCCCUCGUCAAAGAAACCGUAGAAAAAACUUUUGAGAGCAGAUUUGAAAGACAUUUACUUUUGGAUUUUUCUGAAGUCAUGUUUGCUAUGAAGCAGUUUGAGCAGCUUUUUCUACCAAGCUUUCUCUUAUAUAUUGAGAAUUGCUUCUUGAUUGAUGAUGCUGUGGCCAAAGAUGAAGCUCUGGCUGUUUUGGCCAAGCUCAUUCUGAACAAAGCAGCACCUCCCACUGCUGGCUCGAUGGCCAUUGAGAAGUACCCUCUGGCUUUCUCACAACAGAUGGUGGGAUCUUAUGUAAGGCAGAAGAAGACUAGAUCCAAGGGAGGAAAGGAACAGAUUCCAGCAUUGGACCAUCUUUUGUCUAUAAUUCAGUUACCCCCAAGUAAAGACGCUACUUACCUUUCACAUUCUUGGGCAGCCCUUGUCGUGUUACCUCAUAUUAGACCUCUUGAGAAAGAGAAGGUGAUACCCCUAGUCACAUGUUUCAUAGAGUCACUCUUCAUGACUGUUGACAGAGGGAGCUCUGGAAAAGGAAAUUUAUUUGUUCUUUGUCAAGCUGUAAAUACUCUGCUAAGUUUGGAAGAAUCUUCUGAACUUCUUCAUUUGGUUCCUGUGGAACGCGUGAAGAAUUUAGUGUUAAUGUUUCCUUUGGAGCCAUCUGUGUUGCUGUUGGCUGAUCUCUAUUAUCAGAGAUUGUCCUUAUGUGGCUGCAGGGGGCCACUUUCUGAGGAAGCUUUAAUGGAAUUAUUUCCCAAGUUACAAGCAAACAUUUCAACUGGUAUAUCCAAGGUUCGACUUUUGACAAUAAGGAUCCUAAACCACUUUGAGGUUCGACUUCCAGAAUUGAUAGAGGAUGAUGGGCUCUCAGAGCGUCAGUCUGCCUUUGCUAUAUUACGCCAGGCAGAACUUGUUCCAGCAACUGUGAACGAUUACAGAGAGAAGCUUCUUCAUUUAAGAAAACUAAGACAUGAUGUGGUGCAGACUGCAGUCCCUGAUGGGCCAUUACAGGAGGUGCCACUUCGUUAUUUAUUAGGCAUGUUAUAUGUUAACUUCAGUGCUCUCUGGGAUCCUGUUAUUGAGCUCAUAAGUUCUCAUGCACAUGAAAUGGAAAAUAAGCAAUUUUGGAAAGUCUACUAUGAACAUCUAGAAAAAGCAGCUACACAUGCUGAGCAAGAACUGCAAAGUUAUAUAAGAGAUGAGGAGAAGCCCACUGGAAAUGAAAGUUGGGAGCAGACUCAGGAAGGAGAUGUUGGAACUCUUUAUCUUGAGCAAUUGGCAUUGAAAACCAACUGUCAGGACAGACUGGACCAUACCAAUUUUCGAUUUUUGCUCUGGCGAGCUCUAGCAAAAUUCCCAGAGAGGGUAGAGCCACGGUCCAGGGAGCUUUCCCCACUUUUCUUGAGAUUUAUCAACAAUGAGUAUUACCCAGCAGAUCUGCAGGUUGCUCCAACCCAGGAUCUGCGAAGAAAAAGCAAAGGAGUGGCAGCAGAGGAAAUAGAAGAAGAAGCUGCUGCUGGAGAUGAUGAAGAGUUGGAGGAGGAGGUGGUGCCCCAAGAUGAACCCUCACAGAAAAAAAAGACAAGAAGAGCUGCGGCAAAGCAGUUAAUCGCCCAUUUGCAAGUUUUCUCUAAGUUUUCGAAUCCACGGGCCUUAUAUCUGGAAUCCAAAUUAUAUGAACUGUAUCUUCAGUUGUUGCUACACCAAGAUCAAAUGGUGCAAAAAAUAACGCUGGAUUGCAUAAUGACGUAUAAACAUCCACAUAUCCUUCCUUACAGGGAAAACUUACAAAGAUUGCUUGAAGACAGAAGCUUUAAGGAAGAAAUAGUGCAUUUUAGCAUUUCUGAAGAUAAUACAGUAGUGAAAACAACCCACCGAGCAGAUCUGUUUCCUAUUCUGAUGAGAAUUUUGUAUGGCCGAAUGAAGAAUAAGACUGGGAGUAAAACCCAGGGGAAAUCGGCUUCAGGCACCCGGAUGUCCAUUGUUCUGAGGUUCCUCGCUGGGACCCAACCUGAGGAGAUCCAGAUCUUCUUAGACCUGCUGUUUGAACCUGUGAAGCACUUCAAGAAUGGAGAAUGCCAUUCUGCAGUCAUUCAAGCAGUAGAAGAUUUGGAUUUGUCUAAAGUUCUUCCUUUGGGUCGUCAGCAUGGUAUCUUAAAUAGCCUUGAAAUAGUAUUGAAGAACAUUAGUCAUCUGAUCAAUGGGUACUUACCAAAGAUUUUGCAGAUACUGCUCUGUAUGACAGCAACUGUAUCACACAUCCUUGACCAACGAGAAAAGAUACAGCUGAGGUUUAUUAACCCACUGAAAAAUUUAAGACGUCUUGGAAUCAAAAUGGUCACUGAUGUCUUUUUGGAUUGGGAGUCCUAUCAGUUCAGAACAGAAGAAAUUGACGCUGUGUUUCAUGGUGCAGUUUGGCCCCAGAUCAGCAGGCUUGGGUCUGAGAGCCAGUAUUCUCCUACUCCUCUGCUGAAACUAAUUAGCAUCUGGAGCAGAAAUGCAAGAUAUUUCCCUUUCCUGGCUAAACAGAAACCUGGGCACCCAGAAUGUGAUAUCCUGACCAAUGUUUUUGCAAUUCUCUCAGCAAAGAAUCUCUCUGAAGCCACAGCCAGUGUUGUGAUGGAUAUAGCCGAUGACCUUCUUAACCUUCCAGAUUUUGAGCCCACAGAAACAGUUUUGAGCUUGCCAGUAACUGGAUGCGUGUACACAGAAAGUGCAGAUGAGUCUAUCACGACAGGAGGACGGUUAAUUCUACCUCAUGUACCUGCAAUUCUCCAGUAUCUGAGCAAAACCACAAUAAGUGCAGAAAAGGUGAAAAAGAAAAAGAAUAGGGCACAAGUCAGUAAGGAACUUGGCAUUCUUUCAAAGAUCAGCAAGUUUAUGAAAGACAAAGAACAAAGUUCUCUACUCAUUACACUUCUCCUUCCUUUCCUGCACCGUGGCAAUAUUGCUCAGGAUACAGAGGUUGAUAUUCUGGUGACAGUACAAAACCUGUUAAAACACUGUCUAGAGCCUACAAACUUCCUCAGACCUCUAGCAAAACUCUUCUCUGUUGUUAAGAACAAGUUGUCAAGACAAUUGCUUUGUACAGUGUUCCAGACUCUUUCCGAUUUUGAGAGUGGACUAAAGUAUAUUACUGAUGUUGUCAAGCUUAACGCCUUUGAUCAAAGACAUCUUGAUGAUAUCAACUUUGACGUUCGCUUCUCGACGUUCCAGACCAUCACCUCUUACAUUAAAGAGAUGCAAACCGUGGAUGUUAACUACCUAAUUCCAGUUAUGCAUAAUUGUUUCUAUAAUCUGGAGUUAGGAGACAUGUCUUUGAGUGAUAACGCCAGCAUGUGCUUGAUGAGUAUCAUCAAAAAGCUGGCUGCCUUGAACGUCACAGAGAAAGAUUACAGAGAAGUCAUUCAUCGUUCGCUCCUGGAGAAACUGAGGAAAGGAUUGAAGAGCCAGACAGAGAGUAUUCAACAGGAUUAUACCACACUGCUUUCCUGUUUAAUUCAGACCUUUCCAGAUCAACCAGAAUUUAAAGACUUGGUACAGCUUACUGAUUGCCACGAUCCAGAAAUGGACUUCUUUGAGAAUAUGAAGCACAUUCAGAUCCACAGGAGAGCAAGAGCCUUGAAGAAACUGGCAAAACAACUAAUGGAAGGCAAAAUCAUGCUAUCUUCUAAAUCUCUUCAGAACUACAUCAUGCCUUAUGCCAUGACUCCAAUUUUUGAUGAGAAAAUGCUCAAGCAUGAAAAUAUAACUGUUGCUGCCACAGAGGUUAUUGGAGCUAUUUGUAAACAUCUCUCUUGGUCAGCAUAUAUAUAUUACUUGAAACAUUUCAUUCAUGUCUUACAGACAGGACAGAUCAAUCAAAAGCUAGGUGUCAGUUUGCUCGUCAUAGUGUUAGAAGCAUUCCACUUUGACCACAAAACUCUUGAAGAACAAAUGAGAAAAAUUCAGAAUGAAGAAAGUGACUUUUGUUGUUUGCUAAACACAGACACAAUAGAAGUGAUUGAGUUGCCAGAGCAGGAAGCCAUGGAAGUAGAGCAUGUGGAUGAGGAAGAGAAGGAAAAUAGAUGUAAGAGUUUGUCAGACAACGAUGAAGAACUGGGAAACCCUGAUCCAGCGGAUUGUGAAGGGACAUCAGUUAAGGAAGCCGAGUGUAUCGCGAAGUCCAUCUCCUUCCUUCCUCGGAAUAAGGAAGAAUUGGAGAAAACAAUUAAAAAUAUCCAAGGCACCAUAACUGGGGACAUCCUACCCAGGCUACAUAAAUGCCUGGCAUCUACGACUAAGAGGGAAGAAGAGCACAAGCUCAUAAAAUCCAAAGUUGUGAAUGAUGAGGAAGUGGUUCGAGUUCCUUUAGCUUUCGCGAUGGUUAAACUAAUGCAGUCCCUUCCACAAGAAGUUCUGGAAGCUAAUCUGCCAAGUAUUUUGCUGAAAGUAUGUGCCCUCCUCAAGAACAGAGCACAGGAAGUCAGAGACAUUGCACGUAGCACUCUUGCAAAAAUAAUAGAAGAUUUGGGUGUGCACUACUUACAAUAUAUUUUAAAAGAAUUACAGACUACUCUUGUCCGUGGAUAUCAGGUCCAUGUGCUGACUUUCACUGUUUACAUGUUGCUGCAAGGCCUCACCAACAAGCUAAAAGUCGGGGAUUUGGACUCCUGUUUAGAUAUAAUGAUCGAGGUUUUUAACCAUGAGUUGUUUGGUGCCAUUGCCGAAGAGAAGGAAGUAAAGCCGAUCCUCUCCAAAGUCAUGGAGGCACGAAGAAGCAAGAGUUAUGAUUCUUAUGAAAUCCUGGGCAAGUUUGUAGGAAAAAAUCAGGUUACAAAACUUAUCCUUCCGUUAAAAGAGAUCUUACAAAAUACCACGAGUUUAAAACUGGCCCGGAAAGUUCAUGAAACCUUACGCCGAAUCAUAGCAGGAUUAAUUGUAAACCAGGAAAUGACAGCAGAGUCCAUUCUAUUGCUCAGUUAUGGUUUGGUCAGUGAGAAUCUCCCCCUGUUAACAGAGAAAGAAAAGAAUCCAGUAGCCCCUGCACCGGAUCCCCGUCUGCCACCACAGAGCUGUCUUCUGCUGCCCCCAACUCCAGUUCGAGGCGGGCAAAAAGCUGUUGUGAGCAGGAAAACCAAUAUGCACAUAUUUAUUGAGUCUGGGCUUCGGCUUCUGCAUCUAAGUCUGAAGGCUUCUAAGAUCAAGUCUUCAAGUGAACAUGUUCUGGAAAUGUUGGAUCCUUUUGUGUCUCUCCUCAUAGACUGCCUGGGUUCCAUGGAUGUGAAGGUGAUCACAAGUGCUUUACAGUGCCUGAUCUGGGUCUUGAGGUUCCCUCUCCCUUCCAUAGACACAAAAGCGGAACAGCUGACAAAACACCUUUUCCUUUUGCUGAAGGACUAUGCAAAACUCGGGGCUGCCAGGGGCCAGAACUUUCACCUGGUAGUAAAUUGUUUCAAGUGUGUGACCAUACUCGUGAAGAAAGUGAAGUCUUACCAGAUAACUGAAAAGCAGCUUCAAGUUCUCCUAGCGUAUGCUGAGGAGGACAUUUAUGAUACUUCAAGACAAGCCACCGCAUUUGGUCUUCUGAAGGCCAUUUUAUCAAGGAAGUUAUUGGUUCCAGAAAUUGAUGAUGUCAUGAGGAAAGUAUCCAAGUUGGCAAUUUCUGCGCAAAGCGAACCAGUCAGAGUCCAGUGCAGACAGGUUUUUCUGAAAUAUAUUCUUGACUAUCCCCUGGGCGAAAAAUUGAGACCAAACUUGGAAUUUAUGCUCGCUCAACUGAAUUAUGAACACGAGACUGGGAGAGAGUCCACCCUGGAGAUGAUCGCCUGUCUCGUGGACGCAUUCCCUCAGGGACUGCUCCAUGAGAACUGCGGGAUGUUCUUUAUUCCUCUUUGUCUAAUGAUGGUGAAUGAUGACUCUGCCAUGUGCAAAAAGAUGGCGUCUGUAACAAUCAAAUCCUUACUCAGUAAAAUCAACCUUGAGAAAAAAGAUUGGCUCUUUGAUCUCGUGACCACCUGGUUUGGAGCAAAAAAGAGCUUAAAUAGACAACUAGCUGCCCUGAUCUGUGGCUUGUUUGUGGAAAGUGAAGGAGUCACUUUUGAGAGAAGACUUGGAACUGUUCUUCCUGUGAUUGAAAAGGAAAUUGAUCCUGAAAACUUUAAAGAUAUCAUGGAAGAGACUGAAGAAAAAGCUGCAGAUCGCCUUUUGUUUAGUUUUCUUACACUGAUAAGUAAACUCAUCAAGGAAUGUAAUAUUGUUCAGUUUACCAAGCCCUCUGAGACUCUGAGUAAAAUCUGGAGUCAUGUGCACUCUCACCUGAGACAUCCGCACAACUGGGUGUGGCUCACUGCAGCCCAAAUAUUUGGAUUGCUCUUUGCCUCUUGCCAACCAGAGGAACUUAUUAGAAAAUGGAACGCCAAAAAGACUAAAAAGAAACUCUCAGAACCUGUAGCAGUCAGGUUCCUAACAAGUAACCUUGAGCAAAAGAUGAAAAGUAUCUCCCUAGCCUCUUGCCAUCAGUUGCAUUCCAAAUUCUUGGAUCAGUCUCUAGGAGAGCAGGUUGUUAAGAAUUUGUUAUUCGUAGCCAAAGUCUUAUAUUUACUGGAACCUGAUUCUGAGGAUAAGCAAGGUGAGAUAAAAGAGGACAUGGAAGAACAAGAAGCCUUAGGAGAUGGUGUGGCCAGAGAGGAAGUCGGACACCAGGCCCACGCACAUGAGAAGGCAGAAUCUGACCGAGAAGAGAAUGAAGAGGCAAAGGAAGAGAACAGCAAGCCAGCCACGCUGCUGUGGUUGAUCCAGAAGUUGUCCCGGAUCGCAAAACUGGAAGCUGCCUAUUCACCUAGAAACCUCUUAAAGAGAACGUGCAUCUUUAAGUUUCUUGGAGCUGUAGCAAUGGAUCUUGGAAAAGACAAGGUGAAGCCAUAUCUCUCAGUAAUCAUAGCUCCUUUGUUCCGAGAACUGAACAGCACCUAUUCGGACCAAGAUCCUUUGCUGAAGAAUCUGUCCCAGGAAAUCAUAGAAUUACUCAAAAAACUGGUUGGGCUUGAAAGCUUCUCACUGGCCUUUGCCACUGUACAGAAACAGGCUAAUGAGAAAAGGGCACUCCGGAAAAAGAGAAAGGCUUUGGAGUUUGUAACUAAUCCUGAUAUUGCUGCCAAGAAAAAGCUGAAGAAACACAAAAAUAAAAGUGAAGCAAAGAAGAGAAAGAUAGAGUUCCUGCGUCCUGGCUAUAAGGCCAAGAGACAAAAGAGCCACAGCCUGAAAGAUUUAGCAAUGGUGGAGUAAAGUGCUCCCUGUGCUCAUUCAGUAUCUCAGCUUACAAAGCGUGAACUUCCCAGUGUCUCCGCUAGUCUGAAAUCACAGCAGAUUUUAUUAUUAAGCUUUGGCAUAGAUUGUAUAUUAUACAGUUUAAUAUAAUCAUGCUCAUAUUUUUUGAAUUAAAACAUUUCAUAAUAUUACUGUAUCUUCACUGUCUUAAAAGCAUGUGACAUUAGUGAUAAAGAGUUUAAAAUGUAAUUUUUUUAAAAAAAAGGUACACUUUAAAAUAGCAAGACAAUGUAGAAGAAGUUAGGAACACAUGAUUUGCAAUACUUUUAUGGAAUUAUGAACCUUUAUCAAAAUGCAUUAAGAAAGAUCUGCACAAAUGGAGAAACAUAACUAUGUUCAUGGAUAGGGUAAGAGUCUUCCCAGGUUGGGCCAUUGGUUAAAUGUGUAUCUAAGCAAAAUCCCAAAAGAGCUGUUCACAUUAUCCUAACAGGCUGAUUCUAAAAUUUAUAUGGAAGAUAACAAGCCAAGAAUAACUAUGAUGCUUUUAAAAAAGGAGAACGGCAUAGGAAUCAAAUGUUCAAACAUUCACAAACUUCAGCAUCUGUGUUUUGAUGUAGUUUAUGUCUCAAACAGGAGUUCUCACACUUCCAGGGGGUUUGUAAUGUACCAAAAGAAUAAACUUGGGGCAUCUUAGAAGGCCUAUUUUAAUUCUAAGUGAUUUAAAGUACACGUAUUGCUUUAAUAAAAAUUUUAAAGAUCAAAAAA
Messenger RNA from Equus caballus (horse), 9340 nucleotides. It is a transcript of the gene UTP20, whose product is annotated as UTP20 small subunit processome component. Gene Ontology annotation, cellular component: nucleolus; 90S preribosome; small-subunit processome. NCBI's taxonomy places the organism in Eukaryota, Metazoa, Chordata, Mammalia, Perissodactyla, Equidae. The record is from RefSeq and is a predicted model, not a curated record.